UAUAUGUCCAGUUCCUAGUCUCGCCAUUGUCAAACAUACAUACAUACAUUCAUUCACUUGCAUUUAUUUGAAAUACGAUUGCCAUGGAGAAUAUUGAUGAACUUUCAGCAGUACCAAGAGAGCUUGAAGAAGCAUUGAAGAACAACAGCUUGACCACAGCUGCAGGCAAGAUUCAAGAUUAUUUGAAGGAGAUUAAUAAUGUGGAGCUGAAUAUUGCUGUCACAGGAGAGACAGGAUCCGGUAAAUCUACCUUUGUCAAUGCAUUCAUAGGCAUGAAGAAUAAUGAAGAAGGAGCUGCUCUAACUGGUGUGGUGGAAACCACCAUGGAGGCAAAGGCUUACCCCCACCCAAAAUACCCAAAUUUGAAAGUUUGGGAUCUCCCUGGUAUUGGCACCACUAACUUCAAACCAGAAGAGUACCUUCAGAAAGUUGAAUUCGAUCGCUUUGAUUUCUUCAUCAUAGUCUCAUCAGAGCGAUUCAGAGCCAAUGACAUUACUCUGGCCAAGGAGAUCCAGAAGAUGAAGAAGAAGUUCUACUUUGUUCGCUCCAAGAUAGACAACGACAUGAGGGCUGAGGGGAGAAAAGAGAAGUUUGACCAGGAUAAGACACUGGAAACAAUCAAACAAUACUGCAUCAAAGGGCUUGAGGAUCAGGGUCUGGGCUCUCCUAAGGUCUUUCUCAUCUCCAGUUUUGACCUUGGUCACUACGAUUUCCAUGACUUUGAGGAGACAAUAGAGAAAGAGCUUCCUGACCACAAGAGGCAUGUACUACUGUUGUCCAUCCCUAAUAUAACCCUGCAAAUCAACCAGAGGAAGAAGGAGGCUUUCAAAGCCAACAUAUGGAGACUAGCUUUUGUAUCUGGCUUUGUGGCAGCAAUACCUAUCCCAGGCCUUUCCUUUGCUGUAGAUGUAAGCAUCUUGGUAAUUGAGAUCAAGAAGUACUAUAAUGCUUUUGGUCUUGAUGAUGAGUCCCUGCAGAGGCUAGCUAACAGAAUGAAUGUGCCAGUGGAGGAGCUGAAAGCAGUCCUCAAGUCACCUCUGAACAAAGAAAUAAACAAAGAUGUGGUUGUCAAGUUGCUUCAAAGUGCAGUUCUCGCAGGGGUAACGGUGGUUGAGUACCUGUUCAGUAACAUUCCUAUUGUCGGCAGCUUAGCUGCCGCAGGGAUUUCCUUUGGUACAACCGACUACAUGUUGAGGAAGUGUCUGAAUGAGCUGGCUGAUGAUGCACACAAUGUUCUGAUGAAGGCACUGGCCAAUGAGUGAGAUAAUGUUCAAUAUUGAAUUGCAAGCUAGAUCUGUGUUUGCGUUCUUUCUUGAAUAUUGUCUUCAAACAAGGAAAUGCUGAUAAGUAGAUCAUUAAAUUAUGCUACUUGAAAAUAAAUGUUCAAAUGUAAUUGAUCAAUGGGACAGUAAGGUCACAAUAGUUUUAAUAUUGGUUAGCACAAUAUAACCUUACUGCAUUAGAUGGGAAAUUCAUAUUGGGAUCUACAGCUUUUUACUCAUAGUAAAUUUACUCUGAAAAUAUAUAUUCACAGAAAAGACACUUGCUUUUACAAUUUAACUCCAGUAUAAUCUAAUCCUAGCCUUUUGAGAACCAAAUUGGAUGUGCUUUGAAACAAUUGCAUGAUAUUUGAACAUGACUCCCUCUAGAAAGUGGAUUUGAAAAUAAUCCUAGUUUAGAAUGAACCAGUGUUAAUUGUCUAUAUAUAAAUUGUGGUUUUACCCAAGAUUACUCAUUCAGUACAUAUGUUCUACAUGAGAACACAUGAUUGACCAGUUUCCUGUGUUCUCUUCUGAAUCACAUUCAUCUUUAUCUAAAACCGUCACUCUUUACUUUCCCAUAUUAACUAGUGCAAUAUUGCAGUUCAUGAGCAGACCGCCAGAUUGUACUAUUUAGCUGGACAACAGUUUUAGUAUUGGUCAUGCAAGGCAGUAGAUGGUAAUGAAAGGAAUACCUAGUCAGUUGUACAACUGAAAUGUGUCUUCCGCAUUUAGCCCAACCCCUCUGAAUCAGUAGAUGUAAACUAUAAAUAAAACACGAGGUUCAGUAAUGCACAUGACAUAUUAUAGAUCUGUGUACUCUAAAUAGAGGGUUUUAUGAGCCUUACAGCAGUUAGUGGCACUGACAGAACCUUAUCAAGUACAAAAACGUCUCUCGAUCUAUAACAUCCCACUCAAUGAACAAUAGUUACACUUACUGGAUGAUGUCACUCCACUGUUUAAUUAUUACCUUCAGUCCUUUCUGGGUUGGUUUUUAUUAUCUAUUUACUUUUCAAAACUUAAACCCUACAUAUUAAUAAAUGACAUUGAAGGCUUUUGUCUCUCCAAAGGUAGAUUUGACUAUACGAUCAUAUUCACUUCUCCUGCUGUAAACCUCUCCCACACCCUGUAGGUGCUUUACGAGAGGGUACACUCCACCACUGGAAAGAAGCUGUCGGAGCUCAAAGUGCACGGUAUGCUAAGUGAGACAACGUGUCCCAAUGCUUGGCACUGUGGGAAUGUCUUCACUACUACCUACUGACCUCCGCACUUAACAGCCUGAGUCAGGGCGUAGCACUUGAGACACCUGUCACUGAGUAGACCGAUGGUCAGUUAUUUAAAAUAUUUUACCACUCACUAAAAAUACAUGCAAAAGGGUUGAUCAGACAUCUGUUUUUUUAUAUUUUGUGUAAUGAAAUAAAUGCAGUGACAUUUACUGCUUUCGGGGUUACUUUACACCAGUCAAUUAAAUCAUUGUUAUUAUGAUGUA
Molecule: messenger RNA, 2748 nt
Organism: Oncorhynchus nerka (sockeye salmon)
Lineage: Eukaryota; Metazoa; Chordata; Actinopteri; Salmoniformes; Salmonidae
Product: interferon-inducible GTPase 5-like
Exons: 2
Coding region: 84-1262 (392 amino acids)
Cellular component (GO): membrane
Molecular function (GO): GTP binding
Source: RefSeq, a predicted model, not a curated record